Trematomus bernacchii (emerald rockcod) is the source of this 1247-nucleotide messenger RNA. RefSeq names its product bisphosphate nucleotidase 1 (gene bpnt1). The transcript has 9 exons. The record is from RefSeq and is a predicted model, not a curated record. Gene Ontology annotation, biological process: phosphatidylinositol phosphate biosynthetic process. The coding region runs from base 121 to 1050 and encodes 309 amino acids. Lineage: Eukaryota; Metazoa; Chordata; Actinopteri; Perciformes; Nototheniidae. Gene Ontology annotation, molecular function: 3'(2'),5'-bisphosphate nucleotidase activity.
ACUAUCUUGAUUAUUCGUUUGGCUCUUUGGGUCGAUAGUGUUGCACUUCCUGUAUCUCCGAACUUCAGUUUACUGAACCCGUGAAGACUGUUUGGCGGCUUCUCCUCUAUCAUCAUCACAAUGUCUGCAAGUCCUGCUGUGUUGAUGCGGCUCGUGGCUCGUGCCUUCACUGUUGCUGAAAAGGCCGGUGCCAUUGUAAGGAAAGUCCUUCACAGCGGAGAACUUGGCAUUGUGGAAAAGACUGGAGCCAAUGAUCUGCAGACACUGGCCGACCGACUGGCACAGCAAAGCAUUUGUGCAUCACUGUCCAGAAGUUUCCCCAAAAUCACCAUCAUUGGAGAAGAGGACCUUCCACCUGAGGAGAUAAAGGAAGAUCUCAUUGAGAGCGGCCACUCGGAGGAAAUCCUUCAGAAGACAUGCCCAGCAGAAUAUAGAGAUCUGAAAGAGGAGGAGCUAGUUGUGUGGGUCGAUCCUCUCGAUGGCACAAAGGAAUAUACUGAAGGUCUGCUGGAUAAUGUGACGGUGCUCAUUGGUAUUGCAUACAAAGGCAGAGCGAUUGCAGGUGUCAUCAACCAGCCUUUCUACAACUACCAGCUCGGAGCAGGAGCACCUUUAGGAAGAACCAUGUGGGGAAUGCCGGGAUUGGGCGCUUUCGGAUUUCAGCUGCAGGAAGUUCCCGGUGACAGACGCAUCGUUACCACGACACGUUCCCAUAGCAACAAGCAAGUGACGGACUGUGUGGACGCCAUGGAGCCUCACGAGGUUAUAAGAGUGGGCGGUGCUGGGAACAAGAUAAUCCAGCUUGUUGAAGGAAAGGCUUCUGCGUAUGUCUUCGCCAGUCCCGGCUGCAAGAAGUGGGACACCUGCGCUCCAGAAGCUCUACUGCACGCUGUGGGAGGGAAACUGACUGACAUGCAUGGCAAUGCAUACUGCUACAAUGCUAACGUAAAGCACAUGAAUUCUGCUGGCGUUCUUGCUACACUACGCAACCACGAGUACUACGUCAGCAGAGUGCCGCAGUCCGUGCUGCAGGCCCUGAAGUCAGAUUAAGUUCUGUCUUCAUCAGAAGUCACACUAAUGAACCUCUGUCAUGGUUUAAAGCACUUACACAUCUAACCACAAGUGCAGGAACCCUCUGUAUUUAAAUGAGUUAAACGUCCUAAAAUCAGAACAAAUGAUAUGAUUUGAAAGUCACAUUAAUCCACCAUGUUUUUGUGUCAUACAUUAUUAAAUUAACCAGAAACAGG